CAAGAAGUGGUGAAUUACCCAAGCGAGUUUUUUCUCAAAGAGCGAGCGAGCCGGGAAGAGGAGGAGCGGAGAGCUCCGCGCACCCGGAGCUGCCCGGGAGGGACCCACCGGGCACCCACCGGGCACCCACCGGGGACCCACCGGGGACCGUGGGGGGCUGCGCGGUUGGCGGAGGGUGAAUGCAUCUCCGCAGCGAGAUGCAAAAAGCCUCGUCUGCUCGCCUUUGACUCGCGCUUGCCGGCUCCUCACUAGAAUGCAAACCCUCGCACAGGAUGAAAACAGGUCAUUCUUCCAGAAUGCCAGAGGAAAGUUCGCCAAAGCGGAGUCCUCAAAACAUCCCAUACAAGGACCUGCCCCAUAUCAUCAACGCUGAUGGGCAGUAUCUCUUCUGCAGGUAUUGGAAGCCAGUAACAACUCCCAGGGCCCUCGUGUUUAUCGCUCAUGGCGCUGGGGAACACUGCGGCCGCUAUGAUGACUUGGCCCAGAGGCUGACAGGACUUAACUUGUUUGUUUUUGCCCAUGACCAUGUUGGUCAUGGGCAGAGCGAGGGCGAUCGUAUGGUUGUCUCAGAUUUCCACGUCUUCGUCAGGGACAGCUUGCAGCACAUUGAUCUCAUGAAGAAAGAGCACCCCAACCUGCCCAUUCUCAUCCUGGGGCACUCCAUGGGAGGAGCCAUCUCCAUUCUGACAGCUAGUGAGAGACCCAGCGAGUUUUCAGGCAUGCUGUUAAUCUCUCCUUUAGUGGUAGCCAGCCCAGAAGUUGCCACUCCCAUCAAGGUUUUUGCAGCGAAAGUGCUCAACUUCGUUCUCCCAAACCUGUCACUGGGAUCGAUAGAUCCAAACGCAAUUUCCCGGAACAAGAAGGAGAUGGAAUCUUACACAUCUGAUCCCCUGGUCUACCAUGGUGGCAUGAAGGUCUCCUUUGUCAUCCAGCUGAUGAAUGCCAUUGCCAGAAUCGAGCGAGCUCUGCCCCAGCUGACUUUGCCCAUCCUGGUGCUACACGGCUCUUCCGACAAGCUCUGCGACAUCAAAGGGUCCUAUUUACUGAUGGACACAGUGCAGAGCCAGGACAAAACACUCAAGGUGUAUGAGGAAGCCUAUCACGCCCUCCACAAAGAGCUGCCUGAGGUCUCUACCUCUGUCUUCACAGAAAUACUAACGUGGAUUGGCCAGAAGGUCUCAGCAGCUGAGGAAACCAGCCAUACUUAAGAGCAAUUGGCUUUGCAGCUUUUACUGGGGUUUUCUGGGAAUUGAUGCUUUUCUUAAUAGCAGUCUCUCUGAAAAAGAUCUAAUGUGGAGGGACUCUUGGGAUAUUUUAUCAUGCACAGCGUAAGGGAGGGUGGGGGGAGAGGCACAGGGAGGGGCAUUAUUUGCUGAUGUAAAUGGCCAUUGCCCUGAUCUGGGGAAGGAUUGAUAGCUGAGGGAGCAGCCAUCAAAGCUUUCCAGGUCGGGUGAUUUUACUGAAAUGCCCCUCACCCACCAAACUCCCCCCAUCACUUCCCCUUCUCUGCUUUUGCUGGGGUGACAGGGGUGUAUUUAUACUGCAAUAACUUUUGGUAUGUUAAAAAAGUCAGUAUCUUCCACUUCAUGGUUUUGAUUCCAGGUGCAUAUAGUCCCUUCCCUGACCCCACCAUCCAGUACCUUAAAAGUCCUUGAGAGGAGUAACAAAGGUGCCGGGUAACAAGGAGAGGCUGAGGAUGGAGCUGGCAGCUCCCUGAAGGUAAAAGGCUGGUUUUCAAGGCUAGAUCCCUUUGGAUACUGCCUUUGUAAGCAGGCCAGGCCAGGGGAGAGCACAGAGAGAGCCUCCCCACCGCCCGCACAUCCUCUGUGAGUUUGCACUCGGGGAAAGCGUGUUGAACAGCUCUUUAAUUUUCAUCAUCAGAGCAGGAUCCCAGAGGAGAGAGGAGGAAUGUGGAAUCAAACCCACUUAGCACAUUCAAAAACCAUGCUUUUCCCAAUGCCAAACCCCAUCUCCUCUGCAAAAUUAACUAUUCUGUAAAUAUUCCUAGGGGCUGCUUUCUUUUCCUUCCUUUUUUUUUUUUUUUUUUUUUUUUUUGUUUUUCUUUUCAAAUUAAUCACUUGUGCUACUGAAACUGAAAAAGCAAAGUCAAAGUUAUAAGAGAAUAGAGUAAUAUAAUAUAUGAUGUAUAUAGAGGUGGCUGAGAGCUGGGGAAGAGAUGGGAGGAGAGUCUAAAGAAGGGGUUAAUUGUUCCCUCUCUUGGCAAGGAAUAAUGUUGUCCUACCGGGAUCCAGUCCUCUCACCAUAACUUUACAGUCAUAAUCUGUUGUUUUCCUUCAUCAGUUGGAAAAUGUCCUGAAAAUAAUGCUAGAGAGAAGCGCAGAGCAUCUGGUGGGUGGGGAUUAGCAGUGGGUGUCCUCAUGGUCCACCGGUUUAGCAGGAGACCCACAGCGUGAACAGAGAUCCCAUCCAGGCUCGUCCCAGUCUCCUCCUAAUCAGCACAGCCACCUCUGGGGCAGAUCACUGAGCAGAGGGGCUGAGCUCUCCCCUUUAGGCAACGUGGGGAGCUGAAGGCAGUUUGGGUGCAGUCAUCCAUCCAACAUCUACCUUGAUGCGCUGGGGGUGUCCCGGGGCACUGCUGGACAAGCUGCCAUGGAGGAGCUUAUGGACUGGUCCAGUGGUGCAGACGAGCCAAAUCCUAGAGCUGCUCAGGUCUCUGGUAGCAGUAGGGCUAAAGGAAAGACUUAAGACCCAGUUACGGAGUGGAGGCUUUGUAUUGAUACAGCAAAAGCAGCGCAGUGAUCCCAGCGUGGCUGUGCGGGUCAGUUUGUCCAGCCCUAAUUAUGAAUACACUUCUUGGCACUAGCCAAAGGGAGGGCUUUAACCUGCCCCCCUCCCACCAAUUUUGCAAAAAGAUGCCCGCAAAUGUUGCACUAUGAGAGAGUGGGACAUCCCCCCCCUUGACAAGCCAGCCCCCUCGUUGCCUUCCUGGCAGUGGUGGGAACCGUCGCUAUGUCUUGUGCUGGAUCCCACCAGGGACAGUCGCGGGGGGUCACCCACCUCUCCUCCCCUUGAAGCCACUUCUGGCCAGAUUCAGGAAAGGGACCUUUGUGCAAUAACAGUCAGAAUCAGGGCUCGGUCCCGUUCGGUCCCAGCAGCGUCGAUGGAUGAAGGAUGUGUGGAUGCAGGUUACGUCCGUGGAGUGGCCAUAAGGGGCCCAAGUCAGGAAAGCUCUUUUGUACGUGUUGAUCCAGGCACUUUCAUACUUGUAUUUUCUUGCCUCUAAAGGGAGGGAUGAGCUGUAGUUCUCCCAGCAACACUAGCUUUUGAUUCAUUAUUCCAGUGCAAUCAGCUGUUCCCACAAACCCCUGCUGACUCUUGCUUUGGGAAGGAGGCGAUGCACAGGUCACCUGCUUCCUAUCUUCCAGCAGCCUGGCUUGUUCCAGCUUCUUUUCCCCCGAGCGAGAUCCCUCCUCGUCAGAUGCUGCUGGGGAAAGACAGCAAGGAGAGAAACACUACAGCGGUGAUAGACCUCACCUGCUGCUUCAGCUGGAAGGGGAAUCACGUAGGCGUGAUCCAGUGGUGACAGACGUGGCGGGGGUAGUAGCAAGACGAUGAUUUAAGGAUGGGAUUUUUGAAAGCACUUUUCCCGAGGAAGUCAGGAGGAGCAAAUCAAUGCCCACAUUCUUUACAUCCCUUCCCAAACUGACAAGCACUUUGUGGGGGGGAGGAGGGAAAGUGACCCUCCAGCAGGAAGGUCAGAGCCCGGCUGCUCCCUCCAACCCGGCUUCAGGCAGAGGAAGGUCCGUGGUCAGUGCCUUUGAUAAAAUGUGUCCUUUCACCCAAAAAAACAUCUGCAGCUCAGCAGAAAUAAAAGGAAACCAAUUACAUUGAUGUGGGGAAGGCUUGUCCCUCUGUCUAGCUAAGCUCAGCAACGGCAUGUGGCCUGGGGAAGCUCUGUUUGAAAAUCAGGUUAACAAACAGAAAGUUGAAAGAACAACAACAAAAAAGCCAAAUAAGCCCCCCGAGCCCUGGCACAGCAGGGGUUAUGGCCACCCUCAGUCAGUUUUCUGAAGAAUUAUCUUCUGAGGGAAUUAACAGAAGGAAACCUACCCAAAAAGAGCCCCGAGGGCUCAGCAGCCUGCCUGGCGUCUCACACCUCCAGGUGAGGCUGUGGAGCAGGAGCUGCUGGUGUGCAGGUGGGGAGAUGGGAUGGGAUGGGAGCCGGGGUGCAGGUGGGGAGCUGGGGGUGACUCCGAGAUCCCAAUUGGCACCAGCUGUAGCUCAGCCAGCACCUCCCAGCUCCGGCUCAUCCCCUUCCCCUGCCCAUAAGCUGCUUUAUAUUGACCCAGUUCAGUUUCACCGUGCCCCAGAGGAGUUCUUCCUUCGCUGACCAGAUUAGUAACGAGCAGAGCUGCCGCCGAGGGAAAUGUAAUUAAACUCUAUUUUCAAACGGCAGGUACCACUUGCAGGGAGCACAGCCAGCCUUACGAAUGUUGCUGUGCGGAGCCGAGCAGAGACCAGUCUGCCUUUGAGACUAAGGUGGCACUCGUGACUGAGCAAUAGCAACGUGUAACUACUGUAGAUACCACCACCACCACCACCUGUAGCACUGAGAGACCCUUCCCCCACCGCAUAACCCAUCACAUUUUCUAUUUAGCCUGUUCUUUUUAUACCACUCACCUUAGCACACUGCCAGCACAAACCCAUCGAGAACACACGUACUUUUCCAAGCAAUUUCUGAGCUUGUCUCUCUUGUUCCGUUGUGUUCCAGUUCAAUAAAAUACAUUUAUAUAUAUAUACAUAUAUAAAAACAUAUAUAUAUACACAUGUAUUUUCAGUGGGAAAAACCAUAUACAAGUUUAGGAUUCUUAAAGGAAUACAAUGUAUAUUGCAACUAAUAAUAAAGUUAUGUUUUCUGAA
Messenger RNA from Calidris pugnax (ruff), 4881 nucleotides. RefSeq names its product monoglyceride lipase (gene MGLL). The coding region runs from base 273 to 1208 and encodes 311 amino acids. The transcript is spliced from 8 exons. Gene Ontology annotation, cellular component: membrane. Gene Ontology annotation, molecular function: lipase activity. The record is from RefSeq and is a predicted model, not a curated record. Lineage: Eukaryota; Metazoa; Chordata; Aves; Charadriiformes; Scolopacidae.